UUUCACCUGUGUUGAAGAAUCACUAUCAAUUAAGUUGUAUAAAGUGUUAAAAGAGAAAGCAAACAAUCUACCACUGUGCUACUGAUAUAUAGGAAUAUAAAAAAUAUUUAAGAUGUUUCGGUGGCUAAAAAACGGAAAGAACAAAGAGAAGACCUCCAAAGAAAAAUCUGUUAGUGAUAAUUAUGGUUUUCACAACCAGUCAAAUUCAAAUUACGGAUUCCAAGAAAGUAAAUGUCAAGAAAAUCUGGAUUCUUCAGUUCAUAUUUAUGAUGAGAUAAGUGAAGUUUCAGAAAUUUCAUUUUCAAGGCAAUUCACUCUUUUACCAGAGAAAACUAACAUGGGAAAUAAUGUUGAAGGACCAUAUUUAGUCGUACCAAUAUUACCAAGUAGGAGAACAUCUUCAAAAAGGGAUGAAGUUCAGGAAGACGAAACAGAUUUAAAUAAAAAAUCGUUUAUGAAAAACGAAAGGAAACAGAGAGUAUACAAUGCACCUUGGGAUAAGCCUAAAACUGAGCAAGGUGAAAAACAUAAAAAUUCAUUUAUUCAUCCAGCAUUUCGUGACUCAGAUUCUGGCUACACGUGCAACAGUGUAAGCACCAGAACGGACUCCGAUCGUGUUAAUAAUGACAGUGAUACAGGAUGCGAAUAUGACAUGAGCAUUUCAACGGAAAGUGACGUUAGCAGCGAGUAUAAGGAUCUUAUAAGUAAAAUACAAAACAAUUUAACAUUAAAACAUCAAAUCUUAGAAAUGAUAAAGGAGUCUGAAAAUGGGGAUAGCGGGGAAAUUAAACCGUCUGUAAAGAUCACGUCAUCAUCUUCGCUCGAUUCUUGCGAGUUCAUUCGGUCACGUGAUACUUUUGACAGAGACGAUACUGAGUCAGAAUACAGUAGUGGAUUUGAGGAAUAUGAGUUGGACGAACAUUUGUCAUGUGAAAUUCCCUCAGCAAAGACCGUAAACAGAAAAAGUAAAUUUCAUAGGAAUACCUCUGCAGCAAGUUCUGAAAGUGGAAAAUCUACCGUAGAUCCAAGUGUUUCUAAUACCGAGACGUCGUACAAAUUACAAACCAACAGCCUCAAAGAACAAUAUGUUAUCCCCAAAAGGACCUGCAACCUUCAAAGUAAAAGUUCGACCUCAAUAGACAUUUCUAAAGAUAAGAAUGUCGACCUUUAUGGCAUAUGUUCAAGAUCCAAACGGAAUUCGAUGCAUUCAGCCUCACCAGUAUUUCCUAGUCCAACAAAUACCUACCAAAAAACUAGCAACACUAGAUAUUCCAGUUCAAAUAGAAUGCUCGGGGAUCUUAUAAACAUGAACCAUAACAUGCAAACAAUGAAAUUUUAAAAGACUUUGUAAAUUCUUCACGAUCAUCGUCGAGGAAGUCUACACAAAUAAGCAUGACAACUAAGGCAUUGGUUCCAACCAACUUGAAUGUCAAGGCAACACAAAUGAUGAUUGACAUCAAUGAACGAUUUAACAAGACGAUAAAGAGCGCCACCAAGAAAAAACAUGUAAAGUACACAAACAAUGUUAGUGCUAUGUCAUUUACAUAAAUAACAAAAUUUAA
Mytilus californianus (California mussel) is the source of this 1562-nucleotide messenger RNA. RefSeq lists its product as uncharacterized. NCBI's taxonomy places the organism in Eukaryota, Metazoa, Mollusca, Bivalvia, Mytilida, Mytilidae. The transcript has 3 exons. The coding region runs from base 113 to 1339 and encodes 408 amino acids. The record is from RefSeq and is a predicted model, not a curated record.